Messenger RNA from Dichomitus squalens LYAD-421 SS1, 773 nucleotides. RefSeq lists its product as uncharacterized. The record is from RefSeq and is a predicted model, not a curated record. The transcript has 4 exons. NCBI's taxonomy places the organism in Eukaryota, Fungi, Basidiomycota, Agaricomycetes, Polyporales, Polyporaceae. The coding region runs from base 50 to 679 and encodes 209 amino acids.
GCCACGUCCUCGUCCAAUGACGGCGCGCUGGGCUUUCUUGCAAUCCAAGAUGGCCUUUCCUACCGUCGAGUUCAUUGCUGCGCCAGCCACGGAGGCAUUCCGCGCUAGCCCGCACAAUGUGUCCACCGUCAAGCCUACGGUCGACAUUCUGAAGAGUGCCGAGGGCAUGAUCAGGGUGUAUUAUGGUCUCGAGGACGAGGACAAGUCCUCUGCAUAUGUCUGCGUCGCUUGGGAGACGUUGAUACACCACCACAAUCUGAUGAAGGACACGGAGAAGUACCCGAAGCUGUCAGAAGACAUCAAUUCCAUUCUCGACGUGUCCGGGAUUCGAAUGUUCCACGUCGCGUUUACCAGCGAGCCAUAUGGAGCGUUAGAGGCACCCGUCACCGAGGUCGCGACCUUCACCCUGCACGAGGGCCAGUCGAAGGACGCGCUGGAGGGGCUCGUGGACGAUCUGGCCACAGCCAUGAAUGCGGCUCCGAAGUCUGCCGGGGUCAUCCUCGCGGCGUGGGGGCCGACGGUGGAGAAAGACGAUCUCAUAGCUCUCGUUAUCGGCUGGACGAGCAUCGACGCACAUUGGGCCUUAGUGGCGACAGACCAGCCAAUUAAGGACCUUAUCGAGCAGAUUAGGGGUAUCGCGACCAUUACUGUCAAGCAUGUAGCUCUUGCACACCACUAAGGUGUUAUAGGGAUAACGCAUCGGCACACAGAAGGCGGAAUUUUCGCUGUACAGUAUCCCGACAGUCACGAAUUUGUAUGCAUACACGCACCCC